Messenger RNA from Arvicola amphibius (Eurasian water vole), 838 nucleotides. It is a transcript of the gene Birc5, whose product is annotated as baculoviral IAP repeat containing 5. Bases 82 to 510 code for a protein of 142 amino acids. The transcript is spliced from 4 exons. Lineage: Eukaryota; Metazoa; Chordata; Mammalia; Rodentia; Cricetidae. The record is from RefSeq and is a predicted model, not a curated record.
UGAAUUGCGCUCUCCGGCGGUCGGGCUGUGGUUCACGGCGGCCGGGCUGUGGUUCACGGCGGCGGCUGCAGGGGCAGCGUCAUGGGGGCUCCGGCUCUGCCCCCGACCUGGCAGCUGUAUCUCAUGAACCACCGCAUGUCCACCUUCAAGAACUGGCCGUUCCUGGAGGGCUGCUCCUGCACCCCGGAGCGGAUGGCGGAAGCUGGCUUCAUUCACUGCCCUACCGACAAUGAGCCUGACUUGGCCCAAUGUUUUUUCUGCUUUAAGGAGUUGGAAGGCUGGGAACCAGAUGACAACCCUCUAGAGGAGCAUAAAAAGCACUCGCCUGGGUGUGCCUUCCUGACUGUCAAGAAGCAGCUUGAAGAACUAACCCUCAGUGAAUUCUUGAAACUGGAGAAAGAAAGAGCCAAGAACAAAAUUGCAAAGGAGACCAACAGCAAGCAGAAAGAAUUUGAAGAAACUGCAAAGACCAUCCGCCAUUCCAUUGAGCAACUGGCUGCUUUGCAGUGAGCCUUUCCUGGGGAGACCUGGGCCCGAGUGACAUGCCACAUUGGAGCCACGUGUCCCAGCUGUCCUAGCCCAGAUGGUAUUUUAAAACUGGAUGUCAAAUACUAGUUUUGUCUUCGCUUGGAAGUGGCUCAGCCUGUAUGCCUAUCUCUCUUGAUUUUUUGGCUUUGCUCUAUUGUCACCUGGACUGAAGCAGUAAGGAAAGGAGUGAGUGAGGGGCAGGCAGUGUCCAGUAGCAGGACCUAUGGGGUGGGAGGCGCCUAAGCAAGGCAUUUCUGGUCUUGGCAUCUCCAUACUGGUAGCUAGCACGUCUGUGUGGUGAUGUGUUGUG